UUCUGAGCUUGUUGCAUCCAUCCAUCCAUCUUGUUCAGCUGUUUCAUUUUUCUGAAACGGCGGUGAUUUCAGGCUGAGGGUAUCAUCAGAGAAGAUGAAAAUAUAUUAUUACUUUGGUUUUAACAAGUUCAACUGUUUCACUGAUAGAGUGAACCAGCCUGCAAAAGUGGUUCCCGACGAGCUGUCAACUGCUAAAACCGUGUACAUCGGGUGGUCGAACGCAGUCUGCGUCACCGAGGACGGGAAGCCGUACCUGACCGGGUUCUUGCCGCAACGUUGCGAGAGGAAGGUGGAACUACUCAAGUACUCCUCCGAGGACGAUGCCGUAUCGCACGCGGUGUUGGGGCAGUGUAUGUUGUGCGUCAUUACUCGGAGCGGCGGUGCCUACGUGUGGCACGACUUGGACUCGCAGCCAGAGCGAAUUCCUAGCGCCGGCAAGGUGAAAGACGUCGCCUUCGGAGACGAGGAAGGAGUCGUACUGCGGCCAGAUGGCUCCAUGGAACGUCUUUAUUGCUCAACGCUCACAUUGGAACCUUUAGUACUUGCAAGGCCCUCUAUCAAGUCUGUAGUUUGUGGCAACGCGCACAACCUGGCACUCGCCGAAAAUGGCGUUGUCUUCAGUUGGGGUAACUCUAGUCAUGGGGAGCUUGGACAUGGAACGCUGGACCCCGAGUCCACACCCAGACCAAUAGAAGGACUUGAAGGCAUUGUCAUAAGGGAGGUGUCUGCCGGUGGCUGGCAUUCAGCUGCCAUCAGUGUCACUGACGACCUGUACCUCUGGGGAUGGAACGAAAGCGGUCAGCUUGCACUACCCUGUCCCGACGGGCAGCCCGAGUUGUACAGGGAAGCCCGAGUAGUCGUAGUCAGGCCAAUCCCCCACUUGGUGGCAUCGCUCACCGACGUGCUGACGGCCAGCUGUGGAUCGCGGCACACGGCUGCUGUCGCAGGCGACGGCACGGCAUGGGCGUGGGGUUGCAAUGCCUACGGCCAGCUGGGCCUCAAGGAGGAUCUGAAAAGCACCUGUCUGCCGAUGAAGAUGUGCCUGCCCCAGAACUGUGUGGCCAGUGGUGUGUCGUGCAAGUUCUGGGGAACCCUUGUGACAUGUAUGGUCCCCGAAUAAAUGCCCAUUCUCUCC
This is a messenger RNA of Ixodes scapularis (black-legged tick), 1135 nucleotides long. RefSeq names its product RCC1 domain-containing protein 1. Lineage: Eukaryota; Metazoa; Arthropoda; Arachnida; Ixodida; Ixodidae. The record is from RefSeq and is a predicted model, not a curated record.